UUGCCGUACAGCAACAUGGCGGCGUCCGCGGCGGGGCGAGCGGCGGCCUGGGGGCUCCGCGGGGCGCUGGCGGCGCGGCGGGGCCGGGCCGCGACCCCCGGGACCCCCGGGCCGCCCCCCGGCGCCGCUCCCGGGCCCCGCCGCGCCGCCAGCGGCCCCGCCGCGGGCUCCGACACGGCCGCGGUGCUGCGGGAGCGGCUGCGGCAGCGCCAGGUGGCCGGUGACACGGGUGACAGCGGUGCCACCGCCGGUGCCCAGGCCGGGCCGGGGCCCCGGGGGUCGCUGCGGGCGCUGGCGCUGCGCCUGGGGGGGCUCCUGGCGGCCACCGGCGGCGCCGCCGUGCUCUACGUCUUCGGCAGCAACGCCGUGGACGAGCACGGGGACAAGAUCCCCGAUGAGUUUGACAGCGACCCCGUGGGGAUCCGGCACCUGCGGAGAACCUUCAAAUACUUCAAGGAUUACAGACAGAUGAUCAUCGAGCCCACGAGCGCGCGGCUGCUGCCGGACCCGCUGCGGGAGCCGUACUACCAACCGCCCUACACGCUGGUGCUGGAGCUGACGGGGGUGCUGCUGCACCCCGAGUGGUCGCUGGUGACGGGCUGGAGGUUCAAGAAGCGCCCGGGCAUCGAGCACCUCCUGCAGCAGUUGGCGCCGCUCUACGAGAUCGUCAUCUUCACCUCCGAGACCGGGAUGACGGCGUUCCCGCUGAUCGACAGCAUCGACCCGCACGGCUUCGUGUCCUACCGGCUGUUCCGUGACGCCACACGCUACAUGGACGGCCACCACGUCAAGGAUAUCUCGUGCCUGAACCGGGACCCGGCGCGGGUGGUGGUGGUGGAUUGGCGCCGGGACUCGUUCCGGCUGCAGCCGUACAACGGAUUGGCGCUGCCGCGCUGGGACGGCGGCUCCGAGGACAGGGCGCUCUACGACCUGGCUGCCUUCCUCAAGACCAUCGCGCUGAGCGGUGUGGAGGACGUCCGCGCUGUGCUCCAGAAUUAUUCCCUCGAGGACGAUCCCCUGGCGGCCUUCCAGCGGCGCCGGACGCGCCUGGAGGAGGAGCAGCAGCAGCGCCAGGCCGAGCUGGCACAGGGGAAGCCGCCGGCCGGGACCUUCCUGGGCCACCUCACCGGGCGCCUCUGGCCGCGCUCCAAGCAGCAGUGACGUCAUCGUGACGUCACAGUGACAUCAUCACGACCUCAUCGUGACGUCAUCGCCGCCCCGCACGGCGGCGGCGGGGGAGGGGACCCCAACAUCCCCUCCCCCCCACCCCCGAAUAACCCCGAAUUCCCGAAAUGCCGCGGGAGGGGGAGGGGGGAUUUGGGGUUUUUUUGGGGGGGGGUUUUGGGGGUCUGGCCCCGUUUUGGGGUGAAUAAAGGCGGAAACGGA
Taeniopygia guttata (zebra finch) is the source of this 1386-nucleotide messenger RNA. RefSeq names its product translocase of inner mitochondrial membrane 50 (gene TIMM50). The record is from RefSeq and is a predicted model, not a curated record. NCBI's taxonomy places the organism in Eukaryota, Metazoa, Chordata, Aves, Passeriformes, Estrildidae.